AUGGUUGAUAUGAAGCGGUACACUGUUUUAAGUUUCUCAACCAAAUGCAACGUUUGUACGUAUCCUAUCCCGCCCUCCAUAACCCGGUACCAUUGUCCAACUUGCAAUGAUGGCGACUACGACAUCUGCACAAACUGCUAUUUGAGGUUGUGUGCGACAGGGAAGGUGAGCAGAGACAAUGGAAGAAAUGGGUGGCGACGCUGCCCGCAGAGCCAUCGUAUGAUCAUUGUCGGGUUCGAGGACUAUGAGGGUGGUCAGAAGCGCGUCGUCGUCCAGGGCUUGGUGGGCGGGCUCGCACUGAAAGACGACCUUGAUCCCGCCUCUCCAAACAGUCGUUUCGAUCACUCUAGUCCGAACAGUCCGCUUACUCGCCAAGAUUCAGACCCGUGGGAAUGGCCCGAGGGUUCCAAUCCCAAUAAUGGCCCAGAUACCACCGGCGCGGCUAAAGGGACCAGACGCAAACUCAACCGAGCACGGCACAAUCUAGGUUGCAUCUCACCCGAUUCCACCAAAGCUCCGCUUGCACCGCGCUUCCCACCGUCAGGUGGAAUCGGCCUCCGCUUAAUUGCGAUUUGGUCGUAUUAUCCGGAGCCCGAGGAGACAGAUGAGAUCAUGUUUCCUCGGGGCGCAGAGAUCACGGAGGCAGAGAAUAUCAACGAUGACUGGCUUUGGGGGUGCUAUGCAGGGCAGAAGGGGUUGUUUCCAGGAUACUAUGCGAAUGUUGUGGAGGAGGUGACUUGA
Uncinocarpus reesii 1704 is the source of this 741-nucleotide messenger RNA. RefSeq lists its product as uncharacterized. The transcript has a single exon. The coding region runs from base 1 to 741 and encodes 246 amino acids. NCBI's taxonomy places the organism in Eukaryota, Fungi, Ascomycota, Eurotiomycetes, Onygenales, Onygenaceae. Gene Ontology annotation, molecular function: protein binding. The record is from RefSeq and is a predicted model, not a curated record.